Messenger RNA from Capsella rubella, 923 nucleotides. Its product is annotated as ras-related protein RABA1f. Gene Ontology annotation, molecular function: GTPase activity; GTP binding. The record is from RefSeq and is a predicted model, not a curated record. The coding region runs from base 134 to 787 and encodes 217 amino acids. NCBI's taxonomy places the organism in Eukaryota, Viridiplantae, Streptophyta, Magnoliopsida, Brassicales, Brassicaceae. Gene Ontology annotation, cellular component: endosome. The transcript is spliced from 2 exons.
CCCUGAAAAUUUUGAAAGUCUUCUUUUAUUGUUCUUCUUCUUACCCCGUUGGUCGAUACGCGCUUAAUUACCAGAAAAUCUCAGAUCCAUAUAUAUUUUCGAAAGAUAGCCUCUUUGAUCUGAUAAUCUCACUAUGGCGGCAUAUAGAGCCGACGACGACUACGAUUACCUAUUCAAGGUUGUCUUAAUUGGAGACUCCGGUGUCGGAAAAUCCAACCUCCUUUCUCGAUUCACGCGCAAUGAGUUCAGUCUCGAGUCUAAAUCCACGAUCGGGGUCGAAUUCGCCACCCGUAGCAUCCAUGUCGAUGAUAAGAUCGUCAAAGCCCAGAUUUGGGAUACCGCCGGCCAAGAAAGAUAUCGAGCAAUCACGAGUGCGUAUUACAGAGGAGCUGUUGGAGCGUUGCUUGUGUAUGAUGUUACAAGACAUGUGACCUUUGAGAACGUUGAAAGAUGGUUGAAAGAGCUUCGAGAUCACACAGAUUCUAACAUUGUGAUCAUGUUCGUCGGGAACAAAGCGGAUCUUCGUCACCUACGAGCUGUUUCUACCGAAGACGCUAAGGCUUUUGCGGAGAGGGAGAACACUUUCUUCAUGGAGACAUCCGCUCUCGAAUCGAUGAACGUCGAGAAUGCUUUCACCGAAGUGCUUUCACAGAUUUACCGUGUCGUUAGCCGGAAAGCGUUGGAUAUAGGAGAUGACCCUGCUGCUCUUCCCAAAGGACAGACCAUCAAUGUUGGGUCCAAAGACGAUGUCUCUGCGGUUAAGAAGGUUGGUUGCUGCUCCAAUUGAUGGUGCGCCUACACUACAGUCAGAAAUCGGUCUAUUCGAUCUUGUUUGUUUAUUCUUGUUGUUAUAUAUGAAGAUCUUGUUGAUUUAUUUGUAUAAUCUUACACCUAAAAGUAUAUUGAAUUCCACUGCCUUUCCA